This is a messenger RNA of Caenorhabditis bovis, 423 nucleotides long. The record is from the annotation of a GenBank genome assembly. NCBI's taxonomy places the organism in Eukaryota, Metazoa, Nematoda, Chromadorea, Rhabditida, Rhabditidae.
AUGUCAACGAUGCUCUUGCUACCCCUCAUCUGCUCAAUAUUAUUGAUUACGACUACUCGCGGCGUCACGAUUGGCAAACUGCUUCAGGUGCCCGACAAGGACCAAAAUCUCAGGAAUCUCGUGUACAAAGUGGGCCUUCGCGAUGCGAACAAUCAAAUUCGGGACACGGUCUAUUGGGUGCCGGCGACGACGCAAUUCUCGGCGCGAAAAAUCACGGUGAUGAGCGGCGGCAAGUACUACAGCACGUGGACGUUCGACAUGCUCCUUCAGAAGAGCGAAUGCAUCGUGCGGAGCACGCCGUUCGAGGAUCUGCCGAGUUGCAAAUCAUCGGGUGGUGAGAAAUUGCUAUGCACUGCUCAUGUAUCGCUCUUCGACAUCGACUAUUCAUCGGCUGAUUCGGAAGUUCAUUGCGCGCGAGCCUAA